AUCCUCAGGCAUCUGGCCUGCCUUUGCGACAAACACACUUAGCAGGCUGAGCGAAUCCUCGGGCUCAAACUGACAAGCCAACCUCGGCAACUCCAGCCGCGGAGGCUGCCCUGGCCCCGGAGCCCUGGAGCCCUGCUGGCGGGGGCUGUGCCCUGCUGGUGGAGGAGGCCCCGGAGGAAGAGCUCCAGGCAGGGAGCCCAGCAACAGCAGCGCCAGGGCCUCGGGGGGUCCCCACUCCGGGUCCUGGAGCCCCGGCUAGGGCCUGACAUGCAAAAGUGCCCUUUACUUUUUCACAUUUGCUGAAUGUCUGCAGGGAGGAGGGAGGCAGCUCUUUAUCUCAAGAGACCAGAAGAAAAUUCCUGGCCAUUCAGAAUGGUUUCCCAGGGCUCCUCGCCCUCCCUGCUGGAGGCCCUGAGCAGCGACUUCCUAGCCUGUAAAAUCUGCCUGGAGCAGCUGCGGGUGCCCAAAACGUUGCCCUGCCUGCAUACCUACUGCCAGGACUGCCUGGGCCAGUUGGCCGAGGGCAGCCACGUCCGAUGCCCUGAGUGCCGCGAGUCCGUGCCUGUGCCGCCCACGGGCGUGGCUGCCUUCAAGAGCAACUUCUUCGUCAACGGGCUCCUGGAUUUGGUGAAGGCCCGAGCCGGUGGCGACCUGCGCGCAGGGAAGCCGGCCUGUGCGCUGUGCCCGCUGAUGGGGGGCGCCAGCGCCGGGGGGCCAGCCACAGCCCGGUGCCUGGACUGCGCCGACGACUUGUGCCAGGCCUGUGCCGAUGGGCACCGCUGCACCCGGCAGACCCACAGCCACCGCGUGGUGGACCUGGUGGGCUACAGGGCAGGGUGGUACGACGAGGAGGCCCGGGAGCGCCAGGCGGCCCAGUGUCCCCAGCACCCGGGGGAGUCCCUGCGCUUCCUUUGCCAGCCCUGCUCCCAGCUGCUGUGCCGGGAGUGUCGCCUGGACCCCCACCUGGACCACCCCUGCCUGCCCCUGGCCGAGGCUGUGCGUGCCCGGAGGCCCGGCCUCGAGGAGCUCCUGGCGGGCGUGGACAGCAAUCUGGCUGAGCUGGAGGCCACCCGGCUGGAGGAAAAGGAAGCCUUGGCCCGUCUGCGGGAGCAGGCGGCCAAGGUGGGCACGCAGGUGGAAGAGGCGGCCGAGGGGGUCCUCCGGGCCCUCCUGGCCCAGAAGCAGGAGGUGCUGGGGCAGCUACGGGCCCACGUGGAGGCUGCCGAGGAGGCUGCUCGGGAGAGGCUGGGGGAGCUGGAGAGCCGCGAACAGGUGGCCAGGGAGGCGGCCGCCUUUGCCCGUCGCGUGCUCAGCCUGGGUCGCGAGGCCGAGAUACUCUCGCUGGAGGGGGCGAUUGCCCAAAGGCUUCAGCAGCUGCAGCGCUGUCCCUGGAUGCCUGGGUCAGCUCCCUGCCUGCUGCCCCGGCUGGAGCUCCAUCCUGGACUCCUGGACCAGAAGUGCCACCUGCUGAGGCUCUCCUUUGAGGAGCAGCAGCCCCGGAAGGCCAGCGGGAAGGACGGAGCCAGAAGCCAGGGAGGCGACGAAACCCAGCCCCAGAGCAGGGAUGGAGCCCCGACCCCGAAGCAGGACGGAGCGCAGACGCCCCAAGAAGAUGGAGCCCAGACCCUAAAGGCGGAGAGAGCCGAGACUCCCCAAGAAGACGGAGCCAAGACCCCGAAAGAGGGCAGAGCCCAGACACCCCAAGAAGACGGAGGAGCCCAGUCCCCAAGGGGUGGCAGAUCCAACAAGAAGAGGAAAUUCAAAGGCAGGCUCAAGUCCAUUUCUCGGGAGCCCAGCCCAGCACCUGGGCCAAACCUGGAGGGCUCUGGCCUCCUCCCCAGGCCCGUCUUUUUCUGCAGCUUCCCCACGCGGAUGCCGGGGGACAAGCGGUCUCCCCGGAUCACUGGGCUCUGUCCCUUUGGCUCCCGGGAGAUCCUGGUGGCAGACGAGCAGAACAGGGCCCUGAAGCGCUUCUCCCUCAAUGGCGACUACACGGGCGCGGUGCCCGUCCCUGAGGGCUGCUCGCCAUGCAGCGUGGCCGCCCUGCAGGACGCCGUGGCCUUCUCGGCUGGCGCUCGGCUCUAUCUCAUCCGCCCCAACGGCGAGGUGCAGUGGCGCCGGGCGCUGAGCCUCUGCCAGGCCAGCCACGCCGUGGCCGCCAUGCCGAGCGGGGACCGGGUGGCCGUCAGCGUGUCAGGCCAUGUGGAGGUGUACAACAUGGAAGGCAGCCUGGCCACCCGGUUUAUCCCUGGGGGCAAGGCCAGCCGGGGCCUGCGGGCACUGGUGUUCCUGACCACCAGCCCCCAGGGCAAUUUCGUGGGGUCGGAUUGGCAGCAGAAUAGCUUGGUGGUCUGUGACGGGCUGGGCCAGGUGAUUGGGGAGUACCGGGGGCCGGGCCUGCACGGCUGCCAGCCAGGUUCCGUGUCCGUGGAUAAGAAGGGCUACAUCUUUCUGACCCUUCGAGAGGUCAACAAGGUGGUGAUCCUCGAUCCGAAGGGGUCGCUGCUCGGGGACUUCCUGACGGCCUAUCACGGCCUGGAAAAGCCCCGGGUGACCACCAUGGUGGAUGGCAGGUACCUGGUCGUGUCCCUCAGUAAUGGGACCAUCCAUGUCUUUCGGGUCCGCCCUCCUGACAGUUAAAGGGCUGGGACUGGGGAGAGACUUCGGGG
Balaenoptera musculus (blue whale) is the source of this 2669-nucleotide messenger RNA. It is a transcript of the gene TRIM56, whose product is annotated as tripartite motif containing 56. The coding region runs from base 304 to 2640 and encodes 778 amino acids. NCBI's taxonomy places the organism in Eukaryota, Metazoa, Chordata, Mammalia, Artiodactyla, Balaenopteridae. Gene Ontology annotation, molecular function: ubiquitin-protein transferase activity; zinc ion binding. Gene Ontology annotation, cellular component: nucleoplasm; chromatin. The transcript has 4 exons. The record is from RefSeq and is a predicted model, not a curated record. Gene Ontology annotation, biological process: positive regulation of DNA-templated transcription; innate immune response.